GGAAAAGGAAAACAUUGCGGAUGGCUCUGUGAAUAACAAUGACGUCAUUUUAUUUCGAAAUUGUUUCUCGUGAGGAUAUUUACAUAUCAUAAGUAGCUAUACCUGUAUAUUCCCCUACAGACAGUAUCGGCGUCUCUGUGACAGCACUACUGAGUUCCAGUAGACGUUCAUCCCUCUCCUCGCGUCCACAACAAUGGCGGUCGUCACUCAGCCCACCGGAAACCCCAACCUACUGGUCAGACCGGAAGGUCACCGAGACUGGUCAACAGGCAUGUUCGGCUGCGCCUCGGACUGUGGCUCGUGUAUCUGCACAUGGUGCUGUCUGCCGUGCAUGUUGUGCCGCCUAGCAGAGAGAAUGGAUGAAUGCUGCAUGAUGCCGUUCUGUGUGCAGGGAUCUCUCGUUGCCAUGAGAACCAAAGUCAGAACCAUGGGUGGGAUAACGGGUUCAAUCUGUAAAGAUUGCGUCGCCGUUGCUUGCUGCGGGCCAUGCAUUGUAUGCCAAAUGUCCCGCGAGAUGGACAACAUGGGCUUGUAGAGUUGCCUCCCUUGGAAGAAGCGUCGGAUCUGAUUCACGAUUGCCUUGAAUUCGUUGUUAGAUGAGACGACGAUACGGUCACUACAUACCAACGCUUCAUGAGAUGAUGUUACCUUGUUAAAGAGUGAAUAAUGAGUUUUAAUUGUCAAGUAACAAGUUGUAUAUUAUAUUGGUUUUAUUUUGGUUUAUUAUGAAAUAGUGAUAAUAUGAAAUUAUCAAUCAAAAAAGCAAACAAUGUCAUUUAUGAGAGUUCGAAUAGGUUCCAAAUAUGUUCCAUUGAACACUUGUGGAUGCCCACCAAUGUUAAGAUGUUGAACAAAAUGUCACCCGAUUGGACGCCGCGAUAUAACUGGAAUACUGUUAAAAGCGGCGUUAAACCCAAUUCACUCACUUCGGACAAAUAUACAGAUUGUUCAAAACAUGAAUUUACAAACACAAGGCUUUAUGGCAUUUAUUUUCCACAUCACAAAACACGAAUUCUUCUAUGGCUUGUUGAAAGUAUCUUAAUUUCAACUAACAAUUACAUUCUUGUAUGAUCAGGUGCGAAUUUGUUAGUCACGCACACAAGGUUUUUGUUUCACGAGUCCCAUUUGCAUAGAGAACUUGGGUACCGUAUUUUUUUUAACUAUUGAUAUAUCUGGUGUACGAUCUUAUGUCUUGCCUUUCUGAAGCAACAAUCCUCACUAUAAAGUACAUGCACAUGUACAUUUCUUAUCACCACAUAUCUGUGUGCCUGGAGUCCUCAGAAAAGUGUUUUAAUGGCGUCUUGCAAUUAGCAAGAUGGUUUCGACAUUAAAAUGUAUAAAAUGACUGUCAUAGUUUCACUGAUCUCUAUGGUAUUCAUAGUUUUAAACAAUGACUGAACCUAUUGUGUUGGUGUAUGCUAUGGGGGCGGACGUGCAAGGUCUUGCAGGGUAUAUAUAGAAUGUGAUCACUUUAAGUAUUAAUGCAAUUGUCUUUUUAAUAGUUUGCAAAUAAUAUAUUUUCUAACAAAAUAAAAAGUGAACAUAA
Haliotis rufescens (red abalone) is the source of this 1546-nucleotide messenger RNA. Its product is annotated as placenta-specific gene 8 protein-like. The transcript has 4 exons. Lineage: Eukaryota; Metazoa; Mollusca; Gastropoda; Lepetellida; Haliotidae. The coding region runs from base 194 to 535 and encodes 113 amino acids. The record is from RefSeq and is a predicted model, not a curated record.